CCUUAAAUUGCUUCUGCUUGGCACUUUGGAUUGAAGAGCCUUCAUCUUUCCAGAAAGCUGCCUGAAAGUACACUCUGUAACUGUCUCUUAAGGUGUUCUUGAAGAAAGGGAAAAGGGAGCAUGUAGAGGAGGAAAACAAUAGUUGAUUAAGAUACAAGAGCUUUGGAUUUCCUACCCUCAAGGCCAGGAUGCUAGCCCUAUAUCAUGCUCUAGCUUUAGCUAUGGUCCACAUCGUCAUCAUCUCAGAAAACUGGGUAUUUGCCAAGAACAUCAACUUCUAUAAUGUGAGGCCUCCUCUUGACCCUACGCCAUUUCCAAAUAGCUUCAAGUGUUUCACCUGUGAAAAUGCAGGAGAUAAUUACAACUGUAAUCGAUGGGCAGAAGAUAAAUGGUGUCCACAAAAUACACAGUACUGUUUGACCGUUCAUCACUUUACCAGCCAUGGAAGAAGUACAUCCAUCACCAAAAAGUGUGCCUCCAGGAGUGAAUGCCAUUUUGUUGGCUGCCACCACAGCCGAGAUACUGAACAUACAGAGUGUAGGUCUUGCUGUGAAGGAAUGAUCUGCAACGUAGAGUUGCCCACCAACCACACUAAUGCUGUCUUCGCUGUGAUGCACGCGCAGAGAACAUCAAGCAGCAGCGCACCCACGCCCUACCUCCUGGCACUUGCCUUGGCUAUCGUGUUCCCGUGGCUAUAAUGCCAAUAUCCCAGAUCAGCUCUUUGAAGCACAAGCUAAGAACUGUGUGAACAAUGACUAUUUGGGCAAAGACAAGCCUGGCACUUUCUGAAGAAUUCACAUUGGACCCCAAAGUAGAAACCAAGUGUUGAUGUAGCUAUGCACUAGGUCAUGUGAUGGAGGCUAAGGAGUUGAACAAGACUGAAGAGAUUGGCUUCCAGUGCAGGAGGCACAUUUGUGCAGGAAGAACCAAUUUGCUUCCAUGACUAGAGGCUGUAGGAGACCUAAUGAACCCUGUCAUAACAGGACUUGAACUGAAAAGAUUCCUUGACCUCGCUGGCUCCUACACGGGUUAUUGGGCCAGUUCUUCUUUCUCCGUGAUUAGGUCAGAGUGUUCUCAUGAAAUCUAAUCCUUUUAUUGAUAAUAUGAAACAGCUUCCUGUUCAUAAUUAGUGAGAAAGGUUGCUGCAAGAAGAAAAUUUCUAGUCAAACUAAUAUGAACUGCAUUUGCUACUUGUGGGGAGAAACAAAGCUUUUAAAUUAUGUAGUAUAAAAUGCCUGCUUGUGUGUUUCUUGACUUCAGACCUUGGAGAAAACUCUUUUUCAAUGGUAUCAAGGUCACUGACGUUAUUGGUCCAGGCUCCACAGGCCAUUUAUUCUGGUGUACAGUAUAAAACCCAUUGCCAAAAUGACUUCGGAUUUGUUCUUACUUUUUAUAUAAAAGAUGGUGCUUAAAAUGUUGAAUGCAAAAUUAAUGAAUUGAGAAGGAUGGGGAACCACCAAGA
Messenger RNA from Suncus etruscus (white-toothed pygmy shrew), 1462 nucleotides. It is a transcript of the gene LYPD6B, whose product is annotated as LY6/PLAUR domain containing 6B. Gene Ontology annotation, molecular function: acetylcholine receptor regulator activity. NCBI's taxonomy places the organism in Eukaryota, Metazoa, Chordata, Mammalia, Eulipotyphla, Soricidae. The transcript is spliced from 7 exons. The record is from RefSeq and is a predicted model, not a curated record. Bases 189 to 698 code for a protein of 169 amino acids.